AUGGACCUUCCGCUCGUGUACCGGUCCUCGGACUGGAGUUCUGCCACUGCUUCAAUUCAUUCCCGCGACCGCACCCAUCUCCAAAAGAUCUCCGACUACGAUUACCGUCUCGCGAACCUCUGUCUGACAACACCAACUUCUGACUCUAAACAAGCACUUUCUCUUCUCAACCACGCCCUUCCCCACUCCUCCGCGCCAUCUCUCAUCCUCGCCAGCCGCGCGCUCGCACACCUGGCUCUGCAAGACUAUGAAGCCGCACUUUCUGACGCCGACAUCGCUCUCGACGACAAGAAUAUCAGCAGCCAAGCCGAGAACGUAGCGCUGCACGCCCGAGCAAUGGCUUACCGCAUGGUCGGCCGCUUCGUCGACGCCGUCGCAGACUACUACGCGCUCUACGUCCGCAAUCAUCUCUCGAGACCCGGUUUUAUCAAAACCUCGGCUCUGCUGCUUUCGCGCACAAUGCUCAAUCCCGAGUUCGUCACAGGGCCAGACACUCUUGCUCCGAUGGUGGCUGUAGCUCGCUACUUUAGCGCCUACGCCAUCGAUUUUGACUCUGAUUCUUCUGCUUCUUCCCUUCUGCUUCCCGACCCCACCAUCGCAGACAACUCCUUGAAAUUCAACAUUGCCGCCCGUCUCCUUCUCUCAGGCUCUCACGCCUCAAUCUCAGCUUCAAUACCCACAUUCCUCACUCUUGCGCGCGACCCCGUCUCUUCAUCAAAAGUGAAAGCCGCGUCUCUCGAAUUGGCUGCGCAUCUACAGAAACUCACAAUCACCUGCCCGUCGCCAGCAGCUGAUCAAGCAGCACCCGCGAAGCGACCAGAGUUCCUAGCUCUCAUUUCCGAAAGCAUCGCGAUCGAACCCUCGGUUCGCGCACUUGUCGCCCGCGCAGUCCAUCUCCAUGAUCCAGGAUCCGACGACUUCCUCGACGCAAUCAGCCUCGAUCCGCAAUCGUCCCUCCCGCACUUCCACCGCGCAUACCUACGUCUGCACCCCGCGCCCUCUCAGAGCUCACCCUCCUCGUCCACGUUCUCGAUCCCACGCACCCACCUCGUCCGCGCCAAAGCCGAUCUCGAAGCCGCGAUCGCGCUCGACGCGAACUUCCCCGCACCGGUCGCAGAACUCGCCCUCCUCGCGUUCAAACAAGGCGACCUCGCCACCGCAUCUGACAUCUUCGCCUCCGCCUACCCGCGCUUCUCAUCCAACGCCCUCUUCCUAGACCGCUUCGCCCACUUCCUCUACAACACCGACCGCAGCCAAGACCUCAUCACCGUCCUCCACAACUCGUUCUCGAUCCCCGCGGUCUCGCCACCUCCCUCGCCCCCGCCUUCUGAAGACGUGCUUCCUCCGCCCCAGCAGCAGUUCAUCGAUGUCUCGGCAGCCGUACACUUGAUCGGCCUCCUCCGCCUUCACAAAGACCUGAUCCCCUCCCUCUCCACCACCGAGCAAGUCAUCAAAUUCCUCCGCUGCGCAUCAAAAGUCGACCCCACAAACCCAGAAAUAUGGUGUCUACUAGGCAUCCACCUCUCCUCCCCCUCCUCCUCCUCUUCCCCAUCCACCCUCUGCGCCCGCGCAAAUGCAUUCAAAAACACAGCGCAAUUCGCACAAUCUGAAGAUCUCCGCGCGUUUGCAGCAAAACGCCUCGCCGCAAAUCUCCUGCUCGAACGCAUCCAGUCCGUCAUCUCCUCUCCUUCCUCCUCCUCCUCGUCUUCUACUACCGAUCCUGCUGCUGCCACUGCGAAUUCUGCAAACGCUGCUGCUGCGCAACUUUUGAAAUGGAGCUAUCUCCUCUUUGAUUAACGCUCUUGUUUCUGUUUGGACUUUAUGCCGGUCUGCUC
This is a messenger RNA of Myxozyma melibiosi, 1835 nucleotides long. RefSeq lists its product as uncharacterized. The record is from RefSeq and is a predicted model, not a curated record. The transcript is spliced from 2 exons. The coding region runs from base 1 to 1797 and encodes 598 amino acids. Gene Ontology annotation, molecular function: protein binding. NCBI's taxonomy places the organism in Eukaryota, Fungi, Ascomycota, Lipomycetes, Lipomycetales, Lipomycetaceae.